GAUGAUGUUGACUUGAGAGAUUUCAAACCUACGAACGACAAUCGCCAAUCCAACAACCAAAGAUUUGAAUAACUCGCCAAUUCAGUAAGUUCAGAGAUACCAUCGAUUUGUUUUGUAGAGAAAAAUCUAAUAAUUUAUUUUAGAAUCCGCAAAAAUGGUCAAGAAGCGCGCGUCCAAGUACGAACUCCAACUCCAUCCAUAAUUCCAUUCAACUCGAACUUUUCGGAAAAUGAUGCAAUUAUCAUCAUUGACGAAGAGGUUAUACUUGAUGAAUUUGGGAGGCUGAUUCAUAUUUUAGUGGACGUAACAAGAAGGGUCGUGGUCACGUCAAGCCCAUCAGAUGCUCCAACUGCUCUCGAUGCACCCCUAAGGACAAGGCGAUAAAGAGAUUUACCAUCCGUAACAUGGUUGAGUCUGCUGCCAUUCGUAUGUUUUCAUUAUUUCCGACACCUCCAGCAACUCCGAAAUAGAGAUGGAUCGCAAUGGGAUCUGGCAAAUGGAUAUUUUGGACUUUGCGAAAUCGGCGCUAAUACGCUUUUAUUACAGGUGAUAUCUCAGAGGCAUCUGUCUUCUCUGAGUACACAGUUCCCAAGAUGUACCUCAAAUUGCAAUACUGCGUCUCUUGUGCCAUUCACGGCAAGAUUGUCCGGUAUGUCCAUGCUAUGAGAUGAAUCCUUGGUCGAACUGCCAGUAAGUUAGACCCUUUAAGAACAUUUGGGCUGAUUCUCUUUUUUACAGAGUCCGAUCCCGUGUUGGAAGACGCAACCGUGCCCCACCUCCCCGUGUUAGAUACAACAAGGACGGAAAGAAGGUCAACCCAAACCAAGCCGCUGCUAAGGCUUAGAGUGCUUUUGGUUGGGAAUGGGGAGUUAUUGACUGGUUUUUCGGGAUGCAUUUCGUCAUAGCCAGAUCCUAAUGCAAAAGCAUUGCUUAGACAAAUAUGACCUCAUUGACUGAUGAUUGA
Sclerotinia trifoliorum is the source of this 964-nucleotide messenger RNA. Lineage: Eukaryota; Fungi; Ascomycota; Leotiomycetes; Helotiales; Sclerotiniaceae. The record is from the annotation of a GenBank genome assembly.